AUUUUUCUUCUCCGGCCCCAUGGAGGAAGUGAGAAAGUUGGCACGGUCACCCAGGGCUUCGCAGGACCCGGUCACUCAGUGACAGAUGGACAAUGCAAGAAUGAGCUCCUUUCUGGAAUACCCCAUCCUCGGCGGUGGCGACUCCGCGACCUGCUCAGCGCGAGCCUACCCCUCAGAUCAUGGAAUUACAACUUUCCAGUCGUGCGCGGUCAGUGCCAACAGCUGUGGCGGCGACGACCGCUUCCUCGUGGGCCGGGGGGUGCAGAUCAGCUCGCCCCACCACCACCACCACCACCACCAUCACCACCCCCAGCCGGCCACCUACCAGACUCCUGGGAACCUGGGGGUGUCAUACUCCCACUCGAGUUGUGGUCCAAGCUACGGAGCGCAGAACUUCGGCGCUCCUUACAGCCCUUACGCGUUAAAUCAGGAAGCAGAAGUAAGUGGUGGGUACCCCUCGUGCGCUCCCGCUGUUUACUCUGGAAAUCUCUCAUCUCCCAUGGUCCAACAUCACCACCACCACCAGGGUUAUGCCGGGGGCGCGGUGGGAUCGCCUCAGUACAUUCACCACUCAUAUGGACAAGAGCACCAGAGCCUGGCCCUGGCCACGUAUAAUAACUCCCUGUCCCCUCUCCACGCCAGCCACCAAGAGGCCUGUCGCUCCCCUCCAUCAGAGACGUCUUCUCCAGCGCAGACCUUUGACUGGAUGAAAGUCAAAAGAAACCCUCCCAAAACAGGAAAAGUUGGAGAGUACGGCUACGUGGGCCAGCCCAACGCCGUGCGCACCAGCUUCACCACCAAGCAGCUCACCGAGCUGGAGAAGGAGUUCCACUUCAACAAGUACCUGACGCGCGCGCGCAGGGUGGAGAUCGCCGCGUCCCUGCAGCUCAACGAGACCCAGGUGAAGAUCUGGUUCCAGAACCGCCGGAUGAAGCAGAAGAAACGAGAGAAGGAGGGCCUCUUGCCCAUCUCUCCCGCCACCCCGCCGGGCAGCGAGAAGGCCGAGGAGUCCUCGGAGAAGUCCAGCUCGUCGCCCUGCGUCCCUUCCCCGGGGUCUGCGACCUCGGACACUCUGACUACCUCCCACUGAGGCGGCCCAGCCCCAGACGCCGCCGCCCAGGCUACUCCUCCGCCUGGGACUUUUUACUCAAAGCACAUUCUUAGCUUAUCUUCGUUUCCAUUUGCAGUCUCUUUCUUUCUGAUGCUAUCUGGGAAGCUCUUGGGUAGGAUAAUCUGUUUACUGAGAAUUCUGGACUAGAUGCUUGAUUUGGGGUGGGGGGUGUUAACUCUUUAAUGCAGAUUGGGGGCCAGCACCGAUUUUCUGAUGGCCCCUACUUUGAGGAGAUUUCCACAGAACCUGCUGUUCCUCUCAGAUGCCCCUUGGAACAUAGUCUCCUUUGCUGGCAGAAACACGUCAAAGGGAGGCCUCAAUUUUUUUUUUUUUAAUCUAUCUGUAUAUUUACAGUUCUCCCCUACUUCGCCCUCAAAGUGGGGUAGAAAGGAGAGAGUCCAGGAGCUCAUGAAGAAGAGAUGCACUAUGAGCGUGUUUACACAAUUAAUUCACCUUUUAAUUUAAUUCAAUUUCAUGUGUGAGUUUGCUGGUUGUAAAUACUUUGUCCUGAGAGAUUUAUCUUUAUACAGAUUUUCUAGAAAUCUUUAGAUGAAGCGACUGAAACAGGGUGGGCAAACUCUCAAUGCUGGUACACUUUUAUAUGUGAUUAUAGGUUAAAAAAUAAAAGCCCUCAUUUAAACUGAA
Molecule: messenger RNA, 1756 nt
Organism: Miniopterus natalensis
Lineage: Eukaryota; Metazoa; Chordata; Mammalia; Chiroptera; Miniopteridae
Gene: HOXA1
Product: homeobox A1
Biological process (GO): regulation of transcription by RNA polymerase II
Cellular component (GO): nucleus
Molecular function (GO): RNA polymerase II cis-regulatory region sequence-specific DNA binding; DNA-binding transcription factor activity, RNA polymerase II-specific
Source: RefSeq, a predicted model, not a curated record